This is a messenger RNA of Alosa alosa (allis shad), 2998 nucleotides long. RefSeq names its product sulfotransferase 6B1-like. Gene Ontology annotation, biological process: sulfation. The transcript is spliced from 2 exons. Lineage: Eukaryota; Metazoa; Chordata; Actinopteri; Clupeiformes; Clupeidae. Gene Ontology annotation, molecular function: sulfotransferase activity. Gene Ontology annotation, cellular component: cytoplasm. The record is from RefSeq and is a predicted model, not a curated record. The coding region runs from base 325 to 1263 and encodes 312 amino acids.
CGUGCUGUUCCUGAGCUCUGAAAUACUACAGUAUUCAUUUGAUUACAAUUCAUAUAAAAGCUGCCACUCGGUACAACAUCCUUUGUGGUCCUGGUUAUUAUCCAAGUUACCACAUAUUUUUGGCGACGAGGUGAACUUGAAUUGUUUUUCCAUCGCGUUUUGUUUUCAGUGUUAGCUAAAAACAGUGUGCUAGCUAGCGAACUUUAGGCGACUAUCUUCAUGAGUGGAAGCUCGAGCAGUGCAGAGGAGCACGGUGAAGAGAGAAUCAGAACGCCAGUGGCUGUAGAGGAGCGACAAGGAUAAGGAGAAGAGCACAGCAUUCAAAUGGCUACGUUUGGGACUAUCGGUGAAUUCGUGGAAGGAGACGAGGACUGGACAGAGUAUGAGGAAAGGUUGGGACACUUUUUUGCUGCUAAUAGAAUUGCAGAGGAGGCUAGAAAGCGCUCCGUUCUCCAGAGUGUGUGUGGAGCUAAGACAUAUAAGCUGAUGAGGAACUUAGCCACACCAAAGAAACCGGGGGAAAUUGAUUAUACUGAACUGGUCAAGCUCGUCGGGAAUCACCACAAUCCAAAACCAUCAGUAAUAGUCCAACGUUUCAAACUUCACAGCCAUUUUCGGAAGUCAGGUCAGUCUGUAGCUAAUUUUGUUGCAGAAUUGUGGCAACUGUCAGAACAUUGUGAUUAUAAGGACGUCUUAGAUGACAUGCUUCGUGACAGAUUAGUAUGCGGCAUUAAUAAUGACGCCAUACAGCGCCGUUUGCUGGGGGAAACUCCACCACUGAAGAAAGCGCUAGAAAUAUCGUUCGGAAUGGAAAUGGCGGCAAAUAAUGCCAAAGACAUUCAAAAGGGUCAGGCUGGAUCGCAGUCAGUGGCUGUGCACCACGUGAACAGAGAGGCUGCAAAGUCAGGCUCAAGCACACACACAUCCCGGCAGGCUCAAGCACACACACAUCACGUCAAGGAAGAUGACGGAGAGGCAGCGUGUGCAUUCAAUGUGUUUGCAGUGGACACAGAUGAGGGACCACCUAUGCCCUACUAUGCAACAGUGACUGUUGAAGGACAGGACAUUAAGUUUGAGGUUGAGGUCAUCAGUGAGGAGACCUACAGGAGGACAUGGGGACAUAAGCCACCUCCUAUUAAGCCUUCGAAUCUCAAACUAAGGACAUACACAGACACCUUAAUUGAAAAGCUGAGGUGCCUCCUGGCUGAUGCUGGCAUAACGACAGAUCCGCCAGCAUCACCAUCUCCAUCAUCAUCAUCAUGAUAGACACAUCGGAAACAGGUGGCCAGUGAGCACUGGAGCAGGGCGAGGGAGGACAUGACGGCCAACCUGGCAGCUGAAAGACCCCCCUGCCAACCUUGUCAGGUUUGCCGGCACACAAAGGCUGUGGUACGCUGCAGGGACUGCCUUGCUCAGCUUCUAUGUGGAGGCUGUGACCAGGCAGUACAUAACAGCCAUCCCUUGCACAACAGAGAGGCCAUGUUUGAGGGGUUUUUCAAACCUCUAAGUCCCGUUGUAGGAGUAAUCCGCAAGGAUGACAGCUACUGUUAUGUUAGUUAUGGUAUGUAUGAAAACAGGGUGUCUUGCUGGACCUGGCAAGACGGUCAUUGUGAUAGGAAUGAAUGGUGAGAUUUCUUCUUCUGAUGCAUUACGGUAUAGUGUAUGAUAUUAAGCAGAUAUAUGACUUCCACAGGAAGACACCAACUGGCCCUACCUUCACUUAGAUGUGCUACCUGCCAGGCCACCUGGAAUGCGGGCUUACCUGACCUGGUAGCAAGUGGCUAGUGGCCGGCCACACCCAAUUUUGAAACCAUUUACUCUACUGACCUAUUUUGGUCAUACUCCAAAAUUAAAUUACGGGCACCAGGUUUGUCGAGGCAGGCAUUUUUGGGGAUGCAGUCAUAUUUUCCUACUUCCUCUAAUUAACACCUGAUGCAUAAAUAAAACCAAGCCUGUCUUUUGUGCAAAUGUAUAGUGGUUCAACAGUUCAAAAUGUAUCUAUGUAAAUAUCGUUCAAAAACCAUGACACAGUAAAAUAAAUCAAACGCCUUAUAGGUCACAUAGCAUGAAUAGAUACAUACUGUAUGGCAGUACUUACCACGCAGAACAAGGCAUCCAGUGCACUUUAACUUCUUCCUUAUCCUACAGAAACACACACACACACACACAGUUAAUCAUAUUUCUGUGGUUACUGUGACCAUACAGACACUCGUUCACACUUGGCUAUAUGUGCUGGUCAGGAGACAUGAGUUUACCAUUUGAAUGCUGUCUAUAGAGUAAUAUUGCACAUUGAAGAGAAUAUCAGAGAAACAAAGAAAUAUUGUUCUAGAUCUUACCUGUAUCAUUCUUUUCUCAACAAUACAGUCAUAUUGCCACACUUUUGUAUUGUAGCAUUUUCGACACCCUGAAAUAACAAAGACAAAAAGUCUCGUUUGAAAAACAAACCCUAGGUUAUCAAUAAAUGGUAGUAUAUGUUAAAAGCAUUUGCUAUAGAUAGAUAGACAAAUAGAUAGAUGCACAGAUAGAUUUAUAGAGAUACUAUUAAUCAUAUACAAAUACAUAUACUGUAUCUGGAAGGAAAAGAAGGUGACCUAUCACUCCUCAUGGGUGUUGUUGGGAAGGACCGGCUCUGCCGCUGCCUCUAUGGGGCAUGGUGGGCACUGACCAUCCCUGCUGUGGUGCUGAGCUGCCAUGCACCAUAUCUUAGUUAUGCUGCUUUAGCCGAGUGCUGACACUAACCUCUUACAGUAUGUGUUAUGCCGUACAACUCUCUCUCUCUCUUCUCACUAUAUUUUACACAUAUAUCUGUGAAGUAUGAAUCUCCUAGACUGGCCUUACUCUUCCCACUUCCUCCGUCCACAUAUACUACAAUCAUCUCUGCUGAGUGUCAUGCCUGCUGUUCACUCCCUGUCUCCCUGUUAUCAACCCCUCCUGCAUGGACUGCAACCAACUUCACAGGAGAUCCAGACCAGGACCGACUCUCCUCCUUCCUAGAGGC